GGGUUAACGGUCCGAAAAAUGCUAGGUCUACCUCCGAAUCUGCACAAAACCUGUAGACUCCGGCAAAUAUAACCUACUGAUUAUUAUCCCAACUAUUCCUCCACUCCGUCUGUGAAGCCAUAACCUUCAUAAGCUUUCCUCCGGUCAGGAAACAGAAGAAAAGGAUAAAUCUUGGAGCUAUCCUCCUCUCCAAAUCACCGUUGUUCAUACCCAACAUAGUUUGUGGUUUUCGAUUGAACCCAUCAAUUAGAAGUUGCCCGGAGAUGGCUUAUGAAUUGAGUGAACAGAAAAAGGUUGGGUUGGGUCUUCUUGGCUUUGGCAUCCUUUUCACAUUUCUGGGUGUGAUGCUUUUCUUCGACAGAGGCCUGCUUGCUCUAGGGAAUAUAUUUUGGUUGACUGGGGUGGCCCUUUUACUUGGUUGGCGUUCUACAUGGAAUCUCUUCACUAGCAAAGCAAACUUAAAGGGCUCUGUAUCUUUUUUUCUUGGUCUCUUUUUCCUUUUCGUUCGGUGGCCAAUAGUUGGUAUAAUCUUGGAAAUAUAUGGCUGCCUUAAUUUGUUCAGUCGUUUUUGGCCAUCUGUGAAGGCGUUCCUCUAUGAAGUUCCCAUGUUGGGAUGGAUCAUAAGGUUUCUAUUCUGAUUCUUGAUCAACUUCAGGGCAGUGAUGCUUGACGUCUACUUAUAUAACGGCUCGUGUCUCAUAGGGUUUCUUGAUUCUUCAGAAGCCGAACGAGGUCUAAGCAGUUGGCUUCUCGUGGGUUUGAGAUUCCAUCAUCAGAUGAGUGAAAGAGAAGAAAGAGACUAGUAGUACUAGGUUGCAUAUCAUCCAUCACACUUAAAAUGUUGUGUAACAAAAUAAGUUUUUAAAUGCAUAUGAAUUCAGAUUCUGUUGGUAAUAGUUGUAAAUGAGAGAUGAGGAAAUGAGAUGGAUUAUUUGAUGUC
Molecule: messenger RNA, 940 nt
Organism: Pyrus x bretschneideri (Chinese white pear)
Lineage: Eukaryota; Viridiplantae; Streptophyta; Magnoliopsida; Rosales; Rosaceae
Product: vesicle transport protein GOT1
Exons: 7
Coding region: 264-638 (124 amino acids)
Biological process (GO): endoplasmic reticulum to Golgi vesicle-mediated transport; retrograde transport, endosome to Golgi
Source: RefSeq, a predicted model, not a curated record